Molecule: messenger RNA, 4110 nt
Organism: Phoenix dactylifera (date palm)
Lineage: Eukaryota; Viridiplantae; Streptophyta; Magnoliopsida; Arecales; Arecaceae
Biological process (GO): peptidyl-serine phosphorylation; peptidyl-threonine phosphorylation
Molecular function (GO): protein serine/threonine kinase activity; ATP binding
Source: RefSeq, a predicted model, not a curated record
UGCUUGGGUCCGAAAAGCGCUGGUCCUAAAUAAUUCCUAAAUUCUGCAAGAGGGGGAAAAAAUAGAAAAGGGAAAAUGACAUCCUGCUCUCGCCGCACCGCCCCUCCCCUCCCCCGCCUCCGUCGCUAAUGGCGCCGGCCUCCGCCGCCCACGGCCGCGUGAUCAGCUCCGCCGCCGCGCCCGAAGGUCGCCGAGCCUCCCCCCGUCUCCGCCCUGAAGGAAACCCACCUCCUUCGAUCCGUGAUUCUGCCUUCUUUUUCUAGCACUUGGGUGGAUUCUUGGGAUAUGGCGGACUCGGUGGAUGUGGUGUUGGAGUUCUUGAGGAAGAACCAGUUUACGAAGGCUGAGGCUGCUCUGCUAGGGGAGCUUAAUUGCCGGCCUGAUUUGAAUGGGUCCCUCCAGAGACACCUUUCCGAUGAGAGAGAAAAAGUGAGAGAAGAUAUUGGAUUUGGAGGAGCUACUAAUUCGAGACAGCAAGGUGCGGGCACAUGGAGCAGAGAGAUGUCCAAGGAGUUUAUUGUCAAGGAGAUUGAAGUAGGUGGCAGUGGUAAUGGGUCUGAAAGCAAGAAGGGUUUUGGUUCUAAACAGGGCCAAGAGAGUGGCUGGACGGAUCUGUGCCCUUGGAAUUUUGGUCCGGUUAAUAGUGCUGUCAAUUCAAAUUUAACGGAAACUGGUGCCAUUGCCAGCAACUUUGCUGAGCUCUCGAUAUCCAAGGAACCAAUGCAUCGCUGUUGUUUGUCGGCAUUAGAGAGGAGGGAUUCUGCUGUUGAAACUGAUUCUGACCCAUCUGCAGAGCAAAAGAUUUCUUCUAUCAGCAGCAAAAGUAAAACUGAGAUUGAAGUGAAGCCCGAUGUCAAUCAGAUUAGUGGUUCUAUGGCUGACAAUGCUUAUGCCAAAGCCCAUUUGCUGGAGAGCCUGUGGUUGAAAAGUGAGGAGCCGUCCAAGGGGUGCUCCAUGACGGCAGUUUUUCCACUUCCUGUGGACAAUGCCUCAUCUAGUUAUGAUGGUGCUUCAGGUCUUGGUGAUGGUAGGAAAGAGCCUAACAAGAAAGGCGAAACCAACGAUAAUAGAGAAGUCACAAAGGAACAGCUUGAUGAUGUGGGCAGGCCUUGCUUCUCAGGGAAGUCUCCAGAAAGUAUAGAGCAAAGAAACACCACAAGCUUUGAUUUGCCACAUAUUUGUGAGAACAACAGGGAAGAGUUACCAAGGUUGCCCCCUGUAAGGCUUAAGUCGGAAGACAAGCUAGUCAAUCUUCAUUGGGAGGAAAAGGUUGAUCGCCAGGCAUCUGGAAUGAAGCUUUCAGGUCACGACAACAUCUUUAUGAUUGGGUCUUUUCUUGAUGUUCCUAUUGGACAAGAUAUCAAUUCUUCAGGUGGGAAACGAACAAUUGGAAGCAGCUGGCUAUCUGUAAGUCAAGGAAUUGCUGAGGAUACUUCUGAUUUGGUAUCUGGUUUUGCUACUGUUGGUGAUGACUCAAUUGAUUACCCAAAUGAGUACUGGGAUUCUGAUGAAUAUGAUGACGAUGAUGAUGUUGGGUACAUGCGACAGCCUAUCGAAGAUGAAACCUGGUUUCUAGCGCAUGAGAUUGACUAUCCAAGUGACAAUGAAAAGGGAACAGGUCAUGGGAGUGUUCCUGAUCACGAGGAGCGGGUUCCAAGAAAGGAUGAAGAUGACGAACAUUCUUUUGCUGAAGAGGACUUGUACUUGUCAGGCGAGCAGUAUUUUCAUUCAAAAAACAUUAAACAAGUUGCUGGUUCGGAGGGGCUGAUGGAACUUAGAAUGUCUGAAAAGUAUAGAGCGGAUGAAAAUGAUUUGAUGGCUCAGUAUGAUGAACAAUUGAUGGAUAUUGAAGAGCUAAAUUUGAUGCGGGCAGAACCUGUUUGGCGGGGCUUCGUUACCCAGGGCAAUAAACUAGUUAGGUUAGGGAACGAGAAAAUCCUCCAUGAGUGUGAACAAGGUCAACCUGUUGAUCCUUUCGCAGAAAAUGAUCAGCAUGGUUCAGUCAGGUCAAUUGGCGUGGGUGUAAACAGUGAUGCUGCUGACAUUGGGAGUGAAGUCCGUGAAAGCUUGGUUGGAGGGAGCAGUGAGGGGGACAUAGAAUACUUUCAUGAUCAUGAUAUUCGUAUAAGUAGCGGACGGCAUUCUCAACAUGAUACAAACCAGAGCCGGUUGAAUAGUUCAAAGAAGGAUAAAAUAAGGGGAACCGAGCAGGAUCCAGAUAACUUUAUUUUGGCUUCUGAAAAUGGUAGUUGUCCACCAGAUAUGAGUUAUAUUGAUGGUGGAUUUUCUUUUCCACCCCCAGCAAGAACUGGAGAUAUGUUGAAGGCUGAUUCUGGUAAGUCUUUAUGGUCAAGCAGGGGUAAUGCGAUUGUUGGUGAUGAUGCUAAUGAAUGUGCAAAUGGCAUGGUUACGGAGGAUAUUUGUGCCACUUGGAGGCGAAAAAGUAGCGACUCUUCUCCUGUUAGGAGCCUUAGAGAUGAGAAAACUUCUGAUGCUGUUAGAUCAUCAAGAAAUUCAACUGCAUCAUCUACCUCAAACUAUGCUUAUGCUGAAAGAGAGGACCUCGAGAAAGGACGAGAGUACAAAGCAAAUGAUGCAAGAGAAGAAGACCCUGGGACAACACUCGAGGAUGAAGAAGCAGCUGCAUUGCAGGAGCAAGUAAGACAGAUACAAGCUCAGGAGGAGGAAUUUGAGACUUUCAAUCUUAAGAUCGUGCACAGGAAAAACAGAACUGGCUUUGAAGAGGAUAAAAAUUUCCAUGUCGUUUUAAAUUCAGUAAUUGCUGGACGUUAUCAUGUUACUGAAUUCUUAGGAUCAGCAGCAUUCAGCAAAGCUAUUCAGGCGCAUGACUUGCACACAGGCAUGGAUGUUUGCAUGAAAAUUAUAAAGAAUAACAAAGAUUUUUUCGAUCAGAGCCUUGAUGAAAUCAAGCUUCUGAAAUUUGUUAACAAGAAUGAUCCUGCUGACAAGUAUCAUAUCUUGCGCUUAUAUGAUUACUUCUAUUACCGGGAACACUUACUGAUAGUUUGUGAACUUCUCAAGGCAAAUUUAUAUGAGUUUCACAAGUUCAACAGAGAAUCUGGAGGGGAGGUUUAUUUUACAAUGCCAAGAUUGCAGUCAAUAACUAUCCAAUGCUUGGAGGCACUUCAGUUUGUGCAUGGUCUUGGUCUUAUUCAUUGUGACUUGAAGCCUGAGAAUAUAUUGGUAAAGAGCUACAGUAGGUGUGAAGUAAAGGUCAUCGACCUUGGUAGUAGUUGCUUCGAAACAGAUCAUUUAUGUUCUUAUGUACAGUCACGAUCCUAUCGUGCACCUGAGGUUAUUCUAGGCCUCCCUUAUGAUAAAAAGAUAGAUAUAUGGUCACUUGGAUGCAUCCUGGCUGAACUUUGCACAGGAAAUGUUCUCUUUCAAAAUGAUUCUCCAGCAACACUACUUGCACGUGUGUUAGGAAUUAUAGGCCCUAUCGACCAGGAAAUGCUUGCGAAGGGCCGGGAUACAUACAAAUAUUUCACAAAGAACCACAUGUUAUAUGAAAAGAAUCAGGAAACCAAUAGGCUAGAGUAUUUGAUUCCAAAGAAGACAUCCCUGCGCCAUCGGCUUCCUAUGGGUGAUCAAGGUUUCAUUGAUUUUGUUGCUCAUCUGCUUGAAAUAAAUCCAAAAAAGCGUCCAUCAGCAUCUGAAGCAUUGAAGCAUCCAUGGCUCUCCUAUCCUUACGAACCAAUAUCGUCAUGAACUGUGCCUGGUGAAUGUCUUAUUCUGCUGGAGAAUAUUUUUCCUGCCUCAUUAGCACGUGCUGAACCGCGACAUAUGAAGAUUGCAGAGCCGUUGGAUUCUACCGAGCUGGAUAAUCAUAUCAAAGAAGCAUCAGCCUCUGAAAAAGCUUGGGGCCGUAUCUUCUCGUGGAUUCGCUGCUUAGAAGGCGGUAGGUGCCAACAGUCCCCUUGGUGCUGUGGAGCUGUGUUGUAAGCUAACUUGUUUUGUUUGUUGUAAGCCAGAAUGUAAUUGGGAAUCAGUGCCUUCACCUGGAAUAGGACUGCCCUGUUGUAUAUGAUGUGAUUAUUAUUUGAGGCGUUUGCAAUGUUGGUUGUGCCCUGGUUCCGACCUGUUUCUUUA